Molecule: messenger RNA, 2165 nt
Organism: Meriones unguiculatus (Mongolian gerbil)
Lineage: Eukaryota; Metazoa; Chordata; Mammalia; Rodentia; Muridae
Gene: Lrriq4
Product: leucine rich repeats and IQ motif containing 4
Exons: 6
Coding region: 174-2045 (623 amino acids)
Molecular function (GO): protein binding
Source: RefSeq, a predicted model, not a curated record
CUCUGGGAUACAGACAGAGAAGGAGUAGCUUCGAGGAUUAGGAGCCUCGUCUCCUGCGCUAGGGACCAGGACUACAAACCCUGCUGACCCAGCCUUUCUCCCCAUACGGGAAAGGUCUGGUUGUUACGGAGAUCUGAUUUUUCCCUUUUCACGACGGGUAUUUCAGAUUAACCAUGUAUGAACUUUCCAUGAAAACGAUGUCAAUGGAAGCACAGAAACAAAUGGAAGCACAGAAACAAGUGGAAGCACAGAAACAAGUGGAAGCACAGAAACAAAUGGAAGCACAGAAACAAACGGAAGCACAGAAACAAACGGAAGCACAGAAACAAACGGAAGCACAGAAACAAACGGAAGCACAGAAACAAACGGAAGCACAGAAGCGACGUUCACCCAAGGUGCCUCAGAGAAAAGCGCCCGAACAUUAUCAGGUCACUGACAGAAAAUUUUUUAUUGACAGUUCCAACCAGAGUUUGACCAACAUCCCGUCAGAGAUUAUUUCAUUAAAAGAAAUAGAAGAACUGCAUCUGGAGAACAACCAGAUUGUAGAAAUCCCCCAGGAUAUUCAGUAUUUAAAGAAUAUCAAGGUCCUUUACCUGCACAACAACAACCUGCAGAGUUUGUGCCCGGAGCUGAGGGAGCUGAGCAAGCUGGAGUUUCUGGACCUGAGUGACAACCCGCUGCUCAGCUCGUCCCUGCGGGUCAUCAGCUGCCUCCGCACUCUUCGGGAGCUGCGGCUCUACCGCACUGGCCUGAAAGAGGUUCCCACGGUGAUCUGCAAAGCCCUGCACCACCUGGAGCUCUUCGGACUGUCCGGGAACUACCUGGAGGCGCUGCCCAAGGAGAUCGUGAACCAGGCGAAGCUCAGGGAGAUCUACCUGAAACAGAACCAGUUCGUGUCUUUCCCUCAAGACCUCUGCGUCCUCUCCAACCUGGAGGUCAUCGACCUGGACGAUAACAAGCUGAAGGCCAUCCCGGAAGAAAUCAGUCAGCUGGAGAAGCUGCAGAAGUUCUACUUGGCGUCCAACAACCUGCCCCUUCUACCCGACACUCUGAGCCAGUGCAGCCAGCUGACGGUGCUGGAUCUGACCCAAAACUCUCUGCACUCCCUCCCGUCCACCCUGGAGAAGCUGACUUUGCUCACCGAGGUCGGUCUGAGCGGGAACCGGCUGGAAAAGAUGCCGCGCCUCCUCUGCCGGUGGACAUCGCUGAUCCUGUUAUACAUGUCCAAUAUCGGCCUGCGUAGGCUGCGGCGCAACUUCAAGCGCCUGGUCAACCUGCGCUUUCUGGAUCUCAGUCAGAACUGCAUGGAACACUUUCCCCUGCAGGUCUGCACUCUCAAGAACCUGGAGAUCCUGGCGUUGGAUGACAACAAACUGGAACAGUUACCAUCGUCUCUGGGCUCACUUUCAAAACUGAAGACACUUGGGCUCACAGGAAAUUACUUCCAGACCUUCCCAGAGGAAAUCUUUUCCCUACCAUCUCUGGAGAAAUUACACUUUGGACAAGACCAGGGAUGCAAACUUUCCAGACUGCCAGAAAACAUCAAUAUACUGCAGAAUCUUAAAGAACUAUACAUAGAAAACAACAAUCUGGAAAAGCUGCCAGAAUCCUUGGGGUCAAUGCCAAACCUGGAAGUUCUUGAUUGCCGCCAUAAUCGUCUUAAGGAGCUCCCAAAUGCCAUUUGCCAUGCUCGAGGUUUGAGGGAGCUGUUGCUGGAGGACAACUUGCUUAUCCGCCUGCCAUCUGACCUUGAUCACCUGAUGAAUCUUAAGGUCCUAACACUGACAAAAAAUCCCAUGCAAAGCCCUCCAAUGGAAGUGUGUGACCGAGGCAAUGAAGCCAUAUGGAAGUACCUGAAGGAAAACAGAAUUAAAAAACAAAUGGCCACAAAGAUUCAGGCGUGGUGGCGUGGAAUCAUGGUGCGGAAAGGAUUUGGGUCCUUUGAAGAGCUACUAAAAGCCCGAAAAAAGGGAAAAGGCUCCCCAAAAGAUAAGAAAGGAAAGAAGGCUGGAAAAGGAAAACCUGCAAAGGGGAAUAAAAAAUAAUUGUGUAAAUGAAUGUGACCAGACAAUGGCCACAGUAAAAUUAUCCAUAGAAUUGAGCUUCUUUGUAAAAAUAAAAAGUCUUAAUUUUACUGAAAUGUUUAUGGACAGAAUGAUAUGGCA